This is a messenger RNA of Struthio camelus australis, 1519 nucleotides long. NCBI's taxonomy places the organism in Eukaryota, Metazoa, Chordata, Aves, Struthioniformes, Struthionidae. The record is from RefSeq and is a predicted model, not a curated record.
GUGCUGGCGAGUCCGGGAAGAGCACCAUCGUCAAACAAAUGAAGAUUAUCCAUGAAGACGGCUACUCGGAAGAGGAGUGCCGGCAGUACAAAGCCGUGGUCUAUAGCAACACCAUCCAGUCCAUCAUGGCCAUCAUCAAGGCCAUGGGUAACCUGCAGAUUGACUUUGGUGACUCCUCCAGAGCGGACGAUGCUCGCCAGUUGUUUGCGCUCUCCUGCACUGCGGAGGAACAGGGGAUCAUGCCAGAGGACCUUGCCAAUGUGAUCCGGAGGCUCUGGGCUGACAACGGCGUCCAGGCCUGCUUUAACCGCUCCCGAGAAUACCAGCUGAACGACUCCGCUGCCUACUACCUGAAUGACCUGGAGAGGAUAGCCCGAGCCGACUACAUCCCCACCCAGCAGGAUGUGCUGCGAACCAGGGUGAAGACCACUGGCAUUGUAGAGACUCAUUUCACCUUCAAGGACCUGCAUUUCAAGAUGUUUGACGUGGGCGGCCAGCGGUCAGAGCGGAAGAAGUGGAUCCACUGCUUUGAGGGGGUGACGGCCAUUAUUUUCUGCGUGGCCCUGAGCGCCUAUGACCUGGUGCUGGCUGAAGAUGAGGAGAUGAACCGGAUGCAUGAGAGCAUGAAGCUCUUCGACAGCAUCUGCAACAACAAGUGGUUCACAGACACAUCCAUCAUCCUCUUUCUCAACAAGAAAGACCUCUUUGAGGAAAAAAUUGUGCACAGCCCCCUGACCAUCUGCUUCCCAGAGUACACAGGGGCCAACAAGUACGAUGAGGCAGCCAGCUACAUCCAGAGCAAGUUUGAGGACCUGAACAAGCGGAAGGACACGAAGGAGAUCUACACACACUUCACCUGUGCCACCGACACCAAGAACGUGCAGUUCGUCUUCGAUGCCGUCACCGAUGUCAUCAUCAAAAACAACCUGAAGGACUGCGGGCUCUUCUGAGGGCGAGCGGCGCCGGGCGGCAAGGGUGACCGGACGUGCCUGUCCCGGCAGGAGAGCCGCGGCUGAGGAAGGAAGGACCGCACCACGUAACGACUUCUGCUUUUCUUCUCUUGUUUUGUUCUCCUCCACCCCAUAAAGAGACUUUGGUUACGACCGUGACGGCAGGGGCAGGGGUGAGCUCGCCGCUGCUUCCCAGCUGCAUUACAGCCCAACCCGUGCCACCCCCGUCCACCCCGUGCCUCCCCCCGCAGACGUCCUCGUGGCCACAAGCCCGUGGCUGCAGGUUGUACCGUUGUGGUCCUUUCUUGCUUCCCCUCUCAACUCCAGAGGCUUGGGAAAAUGAGGUUUUAAUCUUUGGUUUUAACUGGUUGAGAUUGCUCCAAACCCUCCUUUUUAUCUGCUUACAAGAAAUCACUUUCUCACUGUUUACAUUCAAACUGUUGCUCUCACGGGGGGACACGGAGGUCCCGGCUUUCCUGGCAUUGCACAAACCAGCAAGGAAAACCCACCACCCAGAAAACACAACCAACAACAUUCCUUUUAGAAAACAGAGGAAAAAAAAAAACACC